AUCGAUACAUAAGGAGAGUAGUCACAACCUAAUCUAUCUCUUCAAUUGAUCUAUCGAUACAUUUAUGUACUGUACACACGAAUCAUUUUCGAUUGGAAUAGCCUCUGAAAAAAGCUAAAACAGACAGCUGCCCUUCCCCUGUCCGUACACUUUUUUUGUCUUUAAUAGCUUCUGGUGCGGUGGGUUUUCACUGUUUGUGGAUGCCCUUGGCUUUGCAUUUAAGGGGAGGGUGAAGGUGGUGGACUGGCGGUGGUGGUAAUAGCAAGUGCUAUUAAAACUAAGCUUGGGGGGGAGGAGCAGAGCAAUCAAAGCUUGUCGGUUGCAGUGUUUACAAAUACAGAUAUACAGAUAUAGAUAUGUAUCAAGGAUCAUCUAUCUCUGCCUCAGUUAAUUGAGGCCCAUUUGGCUUAACUAUCUAGCUUCCCAACUUCCAAUUCCAUUGGUUCAUGUUUCUCUGUCAGAUUCAUGAAAAACAGAGAACAGUAACCCUUUCUUAUCUUAUUCUUUCCAUUUAUAUAUUUAACCAUUCUCCUCCUCUUUCCUAAUCAGUCAAAUUCUCAUUUGGUGCCAAGAGUAGUUCACCUUUCCACUCAAUCCAAUGCUCUAUCUCCUAAUAUCUUGUGUCUCAUUCAUCCUUGUUUCCAAGUCCUUCACCAACAAGCAAGCAUGGCAGCAGGGUAAGCUCAAGUUGUUUUCAAUUGGGCCAUCAAAUUUCCUAGUGUCCUGGUUCCAGAAUAGUAGGCUUUAUACAGGUUUAUUCCAACCCAUUACCUUCCAAGUUAAACAAAUGAUGGCCGAGUCUUCUAGUUCAAGAUUAGUUGUGGAGAAUGUGGAUCAGGAACAACAAGCUGGCCAUGUUUCUUUAUUGGAUUUGCCUGAUUUGACAUUGGAGUGCAUUCUUGAAAGGCUUUCCCCAUCUGGGUUAUGCAAUAUGGCUGGAGUUUGUACUUCUAUGAGGGAUAGGUGUACAAGUGACCAUUUUUGGAAGAAGCAUAUGAAGCAGAAAUGGGGUAAACUGAUUGGGGCUGCUGCUUAUAGAGAAUGGGAAUUGCAGCAUAUGGCUAUAGCAAGAAGAAGAAACAGCGAGUCUGAUCAAACCAAGAAGAAAAGUGUACUUGACUCCCUUUUUGGGUUUUUACCUUUUUGUUCAUGGGUGAUCAGACCAAAAUCACAAAGUUGCAGGGCGAAGAGUACUGGUGCGACUACUUUUUCGGUUGAUUCCAUCAUGUCUUUAUAUCUUUCUCUUGAAAGAGGGGACUUCUGGUUCCCAGCUCAGGUCUAUAACCGUGAGAACGGUAAUGUAGGCUUUAUGCUGUCUUGUUAUGAUGCACAACUGAGCUAUGAUUCGGGAACAGACACAUUUCAAGCAAGGUAUUCACCUUAUGGGAGGAGGACAAAUGAGGAACAUAUACCGUGGGAUAGACUAAGAGCUACUCCAGUUGAUACUCCCUCACAUAUGCUUCAUGUCUCUGAUUGUUUACAUGACUUAAAACCCGGUGAUCAUAUCGAAAUCCAAUGGAGAAGAAGCAAGGAAUUCCCUUAUGGUUGGUGGUAUGGUGUCAUUGGCCACUUCGACCUGUGCGAUGGGAAUGAGAAUCACUGCCAUUGUCACUGCAAUGAUAUAGUAGUACUGGAGUUCAGUCAAUAUACCCCUGGCUCGCGAUGGAGACAAAUGAUGAUAAACCGAAAAGAUCACCGAGAAGAAGGAAACGAGGCAGAUGGUUUCUAUGGAGGAAUUAGAAAGCUUUACAAUGGCGAGGAAAUUGCAAAAUGGAAGCUCCUAUGGCCUAACCAAGUCCUGGAAUAACUAUUUCCACUCUCAUUCAUGAUUGAUUCCUAAAUAAAUAUUGAGAAUGCUUUUGUUUUCACUAUUGAAUUGUGAUUGUAAAGCUUACAGUCAGGGACAUUGGAUCAAUUUGGAAAUUGUUGACGUAGCUUAAACUUUUGUAAAUCAACGUCCAAUGAAAUAGUCAUUUUUAGAGGAACAAGCUAAUACCCUAAUGAAUUUGUUCACAAGUAGAGAAAAUUGCCAGUUGUAAAUACAGGCAAGUUUAGUUUUUUUUUC
Messenger RNA from Rosa rugosa (rugosa rose), 2065 nucleotides. RefSeq names its product F-box protein At2g26850-like. NCBI's taxonomy places the organism in Eukaryota, Viridiplantae, Streptophyta, Magnoliopsida, Rosales, Rosaceae. Bases 599 to 1807 code for a protein of 402 amino acids. The record is from RefSeq and is a predicted model, not a curated record. The transcript is spliced from 5 exons. Gene Ontology annotation, molecular function: protein binding.